ACAUUUUUCUAAUUUACAGUAGAUCUCUAUCUUUAAGCCCUUUCAAGCCACAAGCUUUUGAAAUCUUGAUGUCAAAAUCCAGCAUUUUUUUCCCAAAAAACCCUGGUGCCUAAAGGGUUAAAAACAACGUAAGGUUGGCUAUAUUUUUGGCAGAAGUGCAGACAAGUUGGAGAAUCAAACUCAAUACAAAAUAUACCUUUCUAUAGGAGUCUUCAUCAGUGUACACUCUGCAAAAACAUGGCUGAUAGCAAAGAGAUUGUAUCCAGCAGUGUUUCCUCAUGGACUCCAGAGUUCAUCCGGGAGCUUCUUCCAGCUGCGGAGCGAACGGCUCUUCUCUAUCAUCUCUCUUACCUGUGUCUGGGUGGUUUCCCAAAGCUGGAGCGUCUGAUCAGAGAAAGAGCUCUCGAAACACAGCUACUGUUUAAAUCCUCUGUGGUGGUUCUGCUGGAGUGUGUUAUCACGAGUUCCACCCUGGUUUUCUCCCUGCUCCCGUCGCUGUUGAUGGCUGUUGAACACAAUGAACCCUCUCUGGCUGUGAAGUACCUGGGGGAAAUCAGAGCAAAGAUUAAUGACAUCAUUAUAGCUGUGGAAGACAUUGUGAAGAGGUAUGAUGAACAUAACCAAAGUGUAGCGUCAUGCACCAGUGAUGUGUUUCAAGAAAAGACAGAGACAGAAAAACAACUAACUCAAACAACGGAGGAAAUUAAGAGUCUGGAGGAGGCCGUGGCCAACCUUGAGGAGGAGCUGAGAAAAAGGGCUGAAAACAUAAAUGAAAUACAGAAAACAAUUGAAGAAAAAAACAAUGAGCUGCAGAAUCGCAUCCGAGAUGCUUCUAGCAAAAACAUUGGCUUUGGUAUCCUGACUGCCUUGGUGCCAUUUACUGGAGCCAUUGUUAGCUUUAUUGACGAUGCUGUGACUGGCCCUGGUGAUGCUGCUCAAACUCAAGCUCUCAACGCCGAACUGUCCCGUCUCAUGUCUGAAAAGAGCAGUCUGCAAAAACAAGAGUCCUCAAUCCAAGUCAAACUGACUGAUCUUCAGAUGCAGCUGGCUAAUUGCAAAAUACGGCUGGGUGUGAUUCCCAGUCCCGUUCACCUUGUAGAAGUCCAGAAGUGUCUUUCUCAAAUCCAGCAGAUUCUGGUUCAGCUUCAGAAGUUCUGGGAGAAAGUGGGAUCUCUGCUAGAUACGCUGAAGGAGAAGACCUUUGUUAAUGAGGAUCUCAUUGAGCACCUGAGUGAUCUGAAGCAGGAGUUUGUGACCUCUAUUGAAGAAGCAGAAAAGUGCUGGCAGAGAUUUGGUGAAUGCUGUCAGAGAGCACAAGUCAUCUUCAGUGUUCAGUCUAAAGAUGCAUACAAGUUCCUGGAGAUGAAUCCGUCCUCACUUUCGAAGGAUGAAUGGGACGAGCAGCACAAGUCUAUCAUAGAGAAGCUGAAUCAGAUCAGCCCUCAGGAGAUGCUUAUGAUCUGAGUGAAACACAGAAAACUGAUGCUUCCUUCAUACUUAAUGACAUGCAAUGCUUACAGAUUCUCUCUGACAUUUUUGUAAUACUUUGUAACGUAACAGAACUUUUACAACAGCAGUAAAAAAUAUUUUGAAGGAUCUAAGGAGGAUCCUGCUUUAAGACAGCGUCCAUACAUUUGUGUUGUGUUUUAUUGUCUUUCUAUUCAUUUAUUCUUCAAACAUUUAAUCAUAUAAUCAUUUAUAAUAACCAUUUAUAUACUCAUUUAUUUGAUUAAUUCAUUGAUUCGUUCCUUUUUUUCUAGCCUAUUGUGGUUUAGUCUUAUAAUUUGUGUUGUUUCAAGGGAUAUUUGUCUCCAUGAAUAAGAGAUAAGAUAAUGUCUUUGUUGUUGUGAAGCAGUAGCUUUCCAUUGCUAUGGUUUGUGGUAUUACAUACUUGUUGGAUUUGUGUUGGUCUGAGCAUUUAAACAUAUGCAACUGAGAUUAUUCAAUAAACUCUGCUCCUUUUUUAUCAUCAUCAUC
Messenger RNA from Cyprinus carpio (common carp), 1977 nucleotides. RefSeq lists its product as uncharacterized. NCBI's taxonomy places the organism in Eukaryota, Metazoa, Chordata, Actinopteri, Cypriniformes, Cyprinidae. The record is from RefSeq and is a predicted model, not a curated record.